AUGCAACCGGACAAUUCGCCGGAAAAUUCAGCUUUUCAUCAAGUUCCUGAAGGAAAUGGUUUCAUUUACGGAUUUCCGUCGAUGGAGAGUUACUGUAGUUCGUCGUUUUACCCCAUGGAGGUGCCGGAAUUUAUGCAUGCUCCAACUGAAGUAAGAGCUCUAACUGCAUCGGAGAAUCAUAAAGAAGCUGAGAGGAAACGUCGAGAGAGAAUCAACUAUCAUCUUGAUAGGCUUAGGACCCUUCUUCUUUGCAAUUCUAAAACGGAUAAAGCUUCACUUCUUGCAAAGGUGGUUGAACGGGUGAGGGAAUUGAAGCAGCAGGCAUCAGAAAUAACUCAGUACGAUCAAACUUUCCCUUCUGAGACUGAUGAAAUCACAGUAAUCCAAAAUGAAUAUAAUUCUGCUGAUGGAAAAUCUCUGAUCAAGGCUUCUCUUUGCUGCGAAGACCGGAUCAAUCUCUUACCCGACCUUAUCGAUUUAUUAAAGUCGUUGCCAUUGAGCCCUUUAAGGGCAGAAAUUGUAACAUUGGGAGGAAGAAUCAGAAAUGUGCUAGUAUUGGCUAGUGAUAAAGAUCAGACUGAUGAAUCCGUUGUGUUAUUGAGAGAUGCACUGAAAAGUCUAAUACUACGUUCAAGUUAUGGAUCCGGGGAAGGCUCGAAAAGACGAAGAAUACUUGGCGAAAGAAUCAUAGGCUAG
Fraxinus pennsylvanica is the source of this 696-nucleotide messenger RNA. NCBI's taxonomy places the organism in Eukaryota, Viridiplantae, Streptophyta, Magnoliopsida, Lamiales, Oleaceae. The record is from the annotation of a GenBank genome assembly.